Molecule: messenger RNA, 2055 nt
Organism: Armigeres subalbatus
Lineage: Eukaryota; Metazoa; Arthropoda; Insecta; Diptera; Culicidae
Exons: 2
Coding region: 1-2055 (684 amino acids)
Source: RefSeq, a predicted model, not a curated record
AUGUUGUGGUAUAUUGUUUUGAUUUCCACUCUUAGUCCGGUGCUUGUGGAUGCCCUUCCCGAGGACAUACUUCUCGAGUCGCCCGAGAAUCUCGUGACGAUAGUUCCCUGUGUGAAACACCUAUGUGACAAGUAUUACAAAUCCGAACGCGCCAUUAAGGGUUCGCUGGGGUUGAUUUACCUCAAACCGGACUCGUCGCUGUUCCAGAUUAACCUUCUGAAAUCUUUUCACGAAGAUCCGCGGCAUGAGAUGGGAAUCAUGCCGAAGAACAGUCGUCGGCUGCACCCGGAUGCUUCGCACGUGACGGAUAGGGCCAAAAAUUACUUCCUGAUGGUGCGUGAGGCUUCCGAGCUAGCUUCCCACAUAAGCAUGUUCAGAAGAUUACCGACGUUGAAUCCGUUGGCCCAGGUGGUAAUUUUGUUCACCUCGGAAAUGACGCCAGAGGUUUUCGAAGUUGAAGUUCGAAAGGCGUUGCAAAAGCUAUUCGAUUAUUGGUUUCUGAAUGUCAACGUCAUGGUUCAGAGGUACAAUACGAGCGUCUUGGAAGUUUGGUCUUGGUUUCCAUACGAGAAUGGGCGUUGUGCCGAUGAAAUAAUCAACAUCCGAAUGAUUGAUGAGUGUGAGUAUGUUGAAAUAGUCGUUGAUGAGCCGGAACAAGUGGAUGAUACCCGAGAGGACGAAACAUUUGUUGAAUACCACAAUGAAACAUUCUUCAAUGAUUCUUCGCUAACGUUCCCCGACAGUUCUCGGAACACGGAAUGGGUGUUUCGGGAGCAGCAUUUCUUCUCCGAAUUUGAGCCAAAGAUUCCCAAAUACUUCAACGAUUGUCCGCUGAAGGUGUCUACCGCUAUUUGGGAACCGUUCGUAGUUGGAAACGGAACGUCUGUUGAGAAAGGUUUUGAAGUGUUGAUGAUUGAAGCUAUUUCCGCUCGUUUAAAACUCAUACCCGUGUAUAGGAUUAUUGAUGGAGAAAGAGCAACGGCGCGGAUUACGGUCAACAAAGACAUCGGGUUCUACGCUGAUUUGAUUAAAAGGCAAUCCGACAUCAUGAUCGGUGGUUUGUACGAGAACCCCAUCAGCCGGAAGCUUCUCUCGUCCACCAUCCCCUACUACCAGGACGACCUAACGUGGUGCGUUCCACCGGCCCGACUAGCACCCAAGUGGCCCAACGUGUUCAUCAUUUUCAACAUCUGGAUCUGGAUGUUGGCCAUAGGAAUCAUUUUCGUAUCUGCCGGCGUUAUUGCAGGCUUCAACUUCUUCGAAGAAGGUUACCCGGAGAACUAUUCCUGGAUGUUGGUACAGUCAUUAGCUCUGUCGUUGGGUCUCUCCGCGACUUAUUGGCCGCAACGGUUAUCCAUUCGGCUGUUCCUACUAGUGUACAUGUUCUACGGGAUGCACUGGGACGUUGCCCAUCACAGUUUCCUCAUAACCGUCAUGACACGACCCCGUUUUGAGAAACAGAUCAGUACAGCGGAAGCCGCUAUAGAGAAAGCCUUCAGCUUCGUAGGACCGGAGAACACUCUGGUUUUCUUCGAUAAGCCGGACCAUGUCUCUAAACACGUCGCCAGUGUUUACAAGACAUGCCCUGAUGUAGAUGAUUGUCUAGCGCGUUUGAAUUCGGAGCAAUCUGUAGCGGUGGCAGUUUCCAGAGCACAUUCUCAGAACAGCAAGACCAUCGGUGAAGCGGAGAUGUUCUGCUUCCCUAGGACCGCUAAUAUACAGACGUACCCGGUGGAAAUGAUGGUGAAGAAAGACUUUCAUAUCUUGCCGAAGAUCAACGAUCUGAUUAGAAGGAUAAGCGAGUCCGGGCUGCUAGGGAAGUGGCAAGUGGAGAGUAAUAAGAUCCGUAUCGAUACGGGUUCGAGCGGCGGAGGUGGCGGUGGUCAUGGUGACGUGCAGAUUGUUUUGACAGUUGCGCAUAUCGAAGGCGCUUUUUUCCUGGUGGGCAUCGGUUUGGGAAUAUCUGCGGUCGCAUUUAUCGGAGAAUUGAUUUAUUUCAGUUUGAAGCAAAAGUACAAAUGGAAGGACACAACUUUUAGUAGAUUGAUUUGUUAG